Molecule: messenger RNA, 1378 nt
Organism: Magnolia sinica
Lineage: Eukaryota; Viridiplantae; Streptophyta; Magnoliopsida; Magnoliales; Magnoliaceae
Product: indole-3-glycerol phosphate synthase, chloroplastic-like
Exons: 10
Coding region: 30-1235 (401 amino acids)
Biological process (GO): L-tryptophan biosynthetic process
Molecular function (GO): indole-3-glycerol-phosphate synthase activity; phosphoribosylanthranilate isomerase activity
Source: RefSeq, a predicted model, not a curated record
UCGUCUCUCUUGCUCUCUGUGAAUUUCAAAUGGAGGCAGCUUCUUCUUCCAUUAUUUCCCCUCAUAGAAUUUCAUUUCUUAACAUUUCUGCCCUAAAAUGCAGACAGAAUUCCAUGCCUAGAAACUUAAUUCCAGCAGCGAAUUUCAUGGAGAAAGGGCCAAAGAGGGCUUCUCUCGGCUGCAUUCGAGCUCAAAAGUCUGACUCCAAGGAUGUGUCUGCUAUACUUUCAACAAUCAGUGAUUCUGAUGUGAAUCCUAUUGAAAUUAAGGAGUGGGAAUUCGGGAGAAUGCAAGAAGAAGUACUUGCUAGCCAGGGAAUUAGAAUUAGAAGGCGGCCACCAACGGGACCUCCUUUGCACUAUGUAGGCCCCUUCGAGUUCCGCCUACAGAAUGAAGGCAACACUCCUCGCAACAUUCUAGAGGAAAUAGUAUGGAACAAGGAUGUGGAAGUUUCGCAGUUAAAAGAGCGAAAGCCUUUGUUGUCAUUGAAAAAAGCUCUUGAGGAUGCUCCUCCUGCAAGAGAUUUUGUUGGAGCUUUGAAGGCAGCCCAUUUGCGAACUGGUAUGCCAGCUUUAAUAGCUGAAGUGAAGAAGGCUUCUCCAAGCAGAGGAGUGUUGCGAGAGGAUUUUGAUCCGGUUCAAAUUGCUCAAGCUUAUGAAAAAGGUGGAGCGGCAUGCCUUAGCGUUUUGACAGAUUCAAAAUACUUCCAGGGAAGCUUUGGAAAUCUGGAGGCAAUACGCAAUGCUGGAGUAAAGUGCCCUCUUCUUUGCAAAGAAUUCAUCAUCGAUGCAUGGCAAAUCUUCUAUGCUCGAACAAAAGGCGCUGAUGCAAUCCUCUUAAUUGCUGCUGUGUUGCCUGAUCUUGACAUCAAAUACAUGACUAAGAUCUGCAAAAUACUUGGCCUGGCAACGCUAGUUGAGGUGCACAAUGAGAGGGAAAUGGACCGUGUAUUGGGAAUAGAUGGAAUCCAACUAAUUGGUAUAAAUAACCGUGACCUCGAAACGUUCAAAGUUGAUACCAGCAACACAAAGAAGCUUCUUGAGGGGGAGCGUGGCCAAGCUAUCCGUGAAAGAGACAUAAUCGUGGUCGGGGAAUCCGGGCUGUUUACACCUGAUGACAUUGCUUAUGUUCAAGAAGCUGGAGUUAAAGCGGUUUUGGUCGGGGAAUCGCUUGUGAAACAGAGCGAUCCUGGAAAAGGAAUUGAAGGACUUUUCGGUAAAGAUAUUUCUGUUUGACCUUAAAGAUCGAUCGUCAUCGUUUUUUUUUUAUUUUUAUUUUAAAGAUGAGUUUACCUGAUAUGAAUAAAUCCGGCACAUUAUUAUGUAUUUUUAACUCGUAUAAAAAGCCAGUAAUUUUCAAAUUACAGUUCUGCAACUCA